AUGAAGCUCUCAAUACUUCGAUUCCACGCCCUCGUGGCUGCGACUAUAUUCGCGACUGUCGCUUUCGCCGAACAUACCAGCAACUGGGCCGUUCUCGUCUGCACAUCACGAUUCUGGUUCAACUACCGUCAUCUCGCCAAUGUCCUCUCCAUGUACCGUACCGUCAAGCGUCUGGGUAUUCCCGACUCCCAGAUCAUCCUCAUGCUUCCCGACGACAUGGCCUGCAAUCCCCGGAACGCGUUUCCCGGAACCGUCUACAGCAAUUCAGAUCGCGCUGUUGAUCUCUACGGCGACAACAUCGAGGUGGACUACCGUGGCUACGAGGUUACUGUCGAGAACUUUAUUCGCCUGUUGACGGAUCGCGUGGGCGCGGAGAUGCCGCGAAGCAAGCGCCUACUUACGGAUGAUCGAAGCAAUAUUCUGGUUUACAUGACUGGUCAUGGUGGAAACGAGUUUCUUAAGUUCCAGGAUGCUGAGGAGAUUGGCGCAUUCGAUCUUGCGAACGCCUUUGAGGAGAUGUGGGAGAAGAAGAGAUAUCACGAGAUCCUCUUCAUGAUCGAUACCUGCCAAGCGAACACCAUGUACAGCAGACUUUACUCCCCCAACAUCAUCGCCACCGGUUCCUCCAAGCUCGAUCAGUCUUCAUACUCACAUCACGCCGACAACGAUGUAGGCGUCGCCGUUAUCGAUCGAUACACGUACUACAAUCUUGAAUUCCUUGAGAACAACGUCAAGGACCUGAACAGCCAGAAGACAGUGGGCGAAUUGUUCGACAGCUACGACUUCGGCAAGAUUCACUCACAUGCUGGAGUGCGCUACGACCUCUUCCCCGGUGGUGAAGAGAACGCCCGUAGCCGUCUGAUCACAGACUUUUUCGGCAACAUCCAGAACGUCGAGGUUGACCGCAGCGGUAAUCUGACUCUUGAGGAGGAUCUCCUAGCGCUCAGCAAGAAAAUUGCCCUUCUCCAGCAGAAGGAAGCAGAGGCAGCCAAGGAGUCUGUUGGGGUGAAGGUAUCUGCAAAGGCACCUGCUAGUGCUCCAACUGAGACUGCCAGAAAGAUCCAAAAGGCCAAGGCAUUGACGGAUGACAACUGGUGGACCAAGAAGGUCGUUGGUGCGACAGCGCUUGCAGGUUGUGGCCUUCUCUGGGCUAUAGGAUCCUUCUUGGAAGCAUGGUCUUGUGACGCUGAGCUUGCAGUUGCUACAGAUGAUACUAUUUACAUAUUUCUUCCAGAAUAUCCAAGGAGUAGCGGUCCCGACGAAGGAGCGGAUGAAGAAGAACUACAGAGCCAGUAUACGCUCUCCUAUCGAGCCUCAGGCUUGAUUCGCCCAGAUCCCACAAUCAAUGCACAGCUUUGUUCGUUUUCUGGUAUCAGAGUGGCUGGGCCGCCAGCUAACGACGAGAAUUGGUUUCCUGGCGUGGGGAAUGGACUAGUCACAGGUUCGGGUGCGCCAAUCUGCCAGAUUGUGAGGUUGGAAUGGUCACCAAAUGGAUUGGGUUGCAAUCUUCGACCUAUCUUAACAGCGCUGUCAACCAGUGGAUGUAUAUAUGCGAUUGGUGAACAUAUCGAUCGGCAAUCUGCAAUGAUAGCAGGCAUGCGGGUUCGGAGCUUCAAGGCAUGGAAGACACUCUGGGGCCUCGGGGCUCAACUUCCGCUGCCCGACAGCAACGAGGAAGAUGGAUAUCGAAACAUGAAUGAACGCAUUCAGGCCUUCUCGUGGGCCAAAGAAGUGGACAUAGGGAGAGGUCUGCUAGCAUACUGCAAUGAUGCUGAAGAAGUAGCUGUAAUGGCGGUGCAGCUCUUCUCGCAGGCAAAAGAAGGUGAUCCUUCAAGUGAAGAGACGCGAUGGGACAUCCAAGAAGUCGGCCGGUUUGAUGGCAGAGGGAUACAUAUUAAGGAAGACGCUGUAGAUAUCACAGAUCCCGACUAUGUGCCUCAUGGGAGUGCCUUUUCUUUGAAAUGGAGCUCUUGGUUCAAGAGCCAAGGCAAAAAAGUCGCUAUACUGGCAUAUUUGGCAAAGAAUCAUGUUGGGUUUCGAAAGAUCACUAUCCUGGGCAAUUGGGAGAGAGGUCAGCCUCCGCAUAUCGAAGUCGAGAAGGCGGAUAUGACGGCCAUUUGCAUGUUUCUGUCAACGGAUGCAUAUAUCGAGUGGGAAGACUUGAUCGCAUAUGACGAUGAUAAGCCUGUAGCCAGGGGCGUGGUCGCUGAUCCGUUUAAUGUGAAGCCAUUUCAGGUUUCGUUUAUUGACGAUGCCGAGGAGUUGGCUGGCGCUCACUAUACUUGGGAGUGCUCGACAACGUAUUCCAAGGAAGAUGAAAUAGUCUCAUCGAAUCCUAUUUCUGGACUUCUAAUUCACGAUCAAGGCAUAACGCACCUAGGAUCAGUUCCGUACUACUCAAUCGCCAGAUUAUCUGCAACAUCACGCAACCAGGACUGGUUUCAGACAAAUCUUCCGGACACAGAGGCUUCUGUUCCAAAAUGGGCAACAAGAAUUCGAAAACACACAACACGGCUCGUUGCAAGAGCGGUUGCGCUGGAAGGAUUAGACUCGGAUUCAGACGACUCAGAAGACGACCUAAUGGAAGAAGAUACAACACAGUUACAAGUUCCCGAAUCCAGGUACCGCAUCUGGGGCAUGGCGCAUUCACCCGGCGGUGGCACAACAGCAGUGCUUGUGUCGCGAUUCAGCACUUUGCACCCAGAAAGGCGAGCCCUCUGUAAACUGAUGUUCUCAAGAAGAGACGAAGAGCGCGGCCAAGAGGAUGCGGUCACAGUCACGAAGCCUCUAACAACUGAAGGCCAGGUUUGGGAGUGGAUGUACGGGAAUGCCCCUGAAGUACUUGGGACUACAGCAACGCGCAAGAUAUCUCCUGAGCUCAACAAUUCGUUAUUGAGGGAGCAGUUCAGAGAUAUUGCAGCUAACCAACACUGCGUGUUUUGUGAUGCAGCAUUGCGUUUGGAAGAGGAAGAAGCAAAAUGUGAAAACGGACAUUUGUUUGCACGCUGUGCUUCUACGGGACUGGCGAUAAUGGCUCCUGAUAUUUCUCGGAUUUGCGCAGUGUGCGAGUUGCGAUGUCUGAAAGUUGCAGAAUUGACGCGUGUUGUUGAGAUGCAUUUUGGAUCAGGGGCAAAUGAGGCUCCCACUUACACCAUGUCUGCUUCGCGAACUGGCGCUGCGGUUCCGGCAGCCAGCUUCAACUUCGAAGAAUCCCUCGCUUCCAAGCCCUUUCUCUUCGUUAUCGGGCCAGAGGCCAAGGAGUUCCACGUACACAAGGAACUCAUCGGCCGACUAUCACCAGUCCUAAACGCUCUAGUAAAUGGGAACAUGAGAGAAGCUCGGGAAGGUCGUGUCGUAUGGGCAGAUCUAGAUGUCGACACUUUUGUGCGCUUCGCCAAAUUCGCCUACUCUGGUGACUACAGUGAGGCACAGCCUGUUCUUAUCCCGGCACCUGAACUGGACACUGAAGGCAACCACUCACCACUCAAGUCAUAUACUCAUGAUGUGAAUGGCUAUGCAUCCUCGUCUGGGAAAGGCUCAGAUGACUCUCGCAGCACCAGCUCGGAUUCGGAGGAAAUGCGCGACGACAAUGAUUCUGAUCAAGACGAGGAUCUUGACGACGACGAUGACUCUUCGGAAGGCACUCCAACCGGAUACCACAGCACUGCGGGUGACGAGUCAAGUUCAUCUGAAGCUUCCACCACCGUAGACCACAUGCCAACAAACAAUGGCGGUAAUCGGCCCCCUUUCACUUAUACCUACACCUAUGAAUACUGUGAGUGGAAGCUGCCGGCGGCCGUUGGCGAGUUUAUCCAGAGCUAUCAGUCCAAUAACGAUCAACAUAAUGGAGUUCUGCAGUUGACUGAAGACGGUAACUUAUCCAGGCGCAAACGCAGGUGCCCGGAUCAAAAUUAUAUGCUUGACGUGACAACCACAACAGGAAAGCGGUUUGAAGCAAUGAGAAACUUUGCCCGUCCUCCUUACGACUCACCCAUGAUUAACGGCGGCGCUCCGGCCGUGACUAGUUUGCAGAACACACAAGAAGGCAAAUACUCAUAUCUGCCUGUCUUCCUCAGCCACGCACGUCUCUACAUCCUGGCGGAUAAGUAUGAUGUUGAAGAUCUUCGCCGUCUCUCCAUCUGCCGCCUCCAUUGUAUACUGUAUUACUUUUACUUCGACCAAUACCAUGUUCCCGACAUCGUUGCCCUCGCGCAGGAGCUAUUCGAAAAUACUGUGGAGGAUGACACUGCACGAGAGAUUAUUGUGGAGUACUUUGUGUGCUUCAUUGAGUACAUUCGGGAUACGCCAGAAGUCAAAGAGCUGCUACGCAAGGGAGGUGACUUUCCAGUAGCAUUGCUCUCCCGUGUGGCCAUGCGCUUGUAG
This is a messenger RNA of Fusarium redolens, 4383 nucleotides long. RefSeq names its product peptidase C13 family-domain-containing protein. Lineage: Eukaryota; Fungi; Ascomycota; Sordariomycetes; Hypocreales; Nectriaceae. The record is from RefSeq and is a predicted model, not a curated record. Gene Ontology annotation, biological process: proteolysis; protein localization to cell surface; attachment of GPI anchor to protein. The transcript has 9 exons. The coding region runs from base 1 to 4383 and encodes 1460 amino acids. Gene Ontology annotation, molecular function: GPI-anchor transamidase activity; protein binding. Gene Ontology annotation, cellular component: GPI-anchor transamidase complex.